Molecule: messenger RNA, 3171 nt
Organism: Adineta steineri
Lineage: Eukaryota; Metazoa; Rotifera; Eurotatoria; Adinetida; Adinetidae
Source: the annotation of a GenBank genome assembly
AUGAUUAUUAAUGGUGAUAGUGACGCAAAUUCGACUCUUGAACAAAAUGGAACUGUAUCAUAUAUUAAACUUGAUGAACAUUCAACAUUGAAUACAUAUUCAUCAACUGUUCUUAGUAAUUAUAGUGCCGAUGAUGAAAAUGAUGAUAAUCAUCAUCUACCAAAAUUUAUAUGGAAACGACAAAAAAUUUUCGAUAACAAUUGUAAUAAUCCAGAACGUCUUCCUAACGAUAAUAAUGUUCUUAAAAAUUUACAUAUCGAUCAAAAUUUAAUUAUGUUAACAAAAGAAAAUGGUACAUAUUCAUAUGAUGAUGAACUACAAUCAUCACCGUCGAGAAGUGUACCAUCUAUACCUGAAGAUAAACUUCAUCGAAGAAAUCCACAUACAGUACGACAAGAACUUAAAAUGUUUGAUGAUUUCGCACCAGAAACAGAUUUAUCAGAUAUACAUCUAAAUGAAAUGCCCGGUCUUCAUAAUACAGAUCAAUGGAAACGUAUUGCUGGUCGAACAUUUCACUCGUCACCACCAUUAUCUCGUCAAUAUUAUCAAACGAUUACAUCAACAUUAGAAUUACAAGACGGACAAGUACCACAACCAUUAGGUUCAUAUCGACGACCAGGUCGUAGUCCAAACGAACCAUUUAAUUCAGAAAUUGCUAAAUCUACUUGUCGAUUACCACGUCGUCGAAUUUUAUUUGGUUCAUUUAUAGCUGUUGUAAUUAUUGCUAUUGUCGUUUCUGUUAUUCUCGCUGUUAUGAUAGUUCCAAAACCGAGUACAACAACAACAACAGUUUUUUAUGAAGGAAGAGUUCAUGUUAUUGCACAAUUUAAUAAAUCACUUUUAGAUCUAUCGUCAACAUUAGCUAAAAGCUAUCAAGGAGAAUUUUGUUCAUUGAUUGGAACAACAUUAGCUGAUACAAGAACGAAAUAUGCUGCAUUUUAUUCAACUUGUACUGUAACUUCUUUUCAUCAUGGAAGUAUUAUUGCAAAUUUUGUACUUGGUUUUACACGUUAUCAAAAUGUAACACGUCUUAAUUAUUUUCUUAAUCGUACAUUAGUUAAUAAACAAUUAUUUGGUGGAACAAUUUCAUCUAUAAGAUUUAAUUUAACUUUAUAUAAUUCAAAUAGUACUUAUCCAAAUUCAACUGAUUAUUAUGAUGAAGAUAAUUCUGAUUUUGCAGCUUAUCCAGAAAAAAUUAUAAUGACUGAACAAAAUUCUACAAAUGAAUUACAACAACAACAACAAACUGCACAUACAUCGUAUACAACGGUUACAUAUACAACACUUGAAACAGGUUUGUCUAUUACUAUAUCAGAAACUAUAACAAUUACUAAUAAUAAUAAUAAUAAUAAUCUUGAAAAAUCGCCUAUUAAUAAUAAAAAUUAUGAGCUUAUAUUAAUACCAACAAUUGAAAAUGGAAAAACUGUUGCUGUUCCUACUGGUAAUGGGAAUGAAAAACCUCCUUUACCACCAGCAUCAUCAUCAUCAUCAUCAUCACCACCGCCGCCAACACCACCGGCACAAUCACCACCACCACUAACAACAGCAUCAUCAAAUAUAGCCCCAACAAAAACGUCAUCUCAACUUAAUCUUAUUCGACCAUUGAAAAAAUUUGGUGAUACAAAUUUUGCUUAUAUUGAUGCAUCAAGUGAUGAUCCUACAUAUAGUUCAGGAGAUGGUAUUAAUAUAAAUGUAUCCUUGUUUUCAUCAACUUUAGGAGAUCUAACUACUCGAGAUUCUACAUCAACAGCAUCAACAGUAUCACUUGAUAAUGGAACAAUAACAGAUUCUACUUCUACUCUAGCGGAUAACUUUAUUUUACCAACACCAUCAAAUACAACAACAAAAGGAACUACAAAUCGACCUACUACUACAACGCGUCCUCCGGUGAAAACUAAAAAUGAGAGUAGCGAAGAAAAAAAACCCUCACGUCCUAAUUCAAAUGUAAUAAAACGACAACGUCGUAUGAUUGUACCAAAAACUCAACGUCGUCUAUUACAAUAUGAAUUAAUGCCAACAGGAAAAGUGUAUUAUGUUGAUCGGCCAAUAUAUAAUGAAAAUCAAAGUUUUCAUUAUGAUAAUGAUGAUAAUUCAAGUACUAUACUUAGUACAAUAUUAUCUCGUUCAAGUUCAGUCGAUACAUUGAGUGAUAAACGUUAUCGUCAUCAUCAUCAUCAUCAGCAACAGAAUCGAAAAUAUUACCAUGAUUUAUCAUUGAAAAAAAAUGAACAAAAAUUAUCAGUCGGAGGAAGAUUAGCAUCAAAUCAUAAUUUACCAACAACAACAACAAUAUCAUCAUUUAAACCAAUAAAUACGAAUACUAAAAAAAAUCGAUUUUCUUCAUUUGAACCAACACGAGAAUCAUUAGAUCAAGUAUUUGAUGUUUUAAUUGCAGCUGAUAAACGACGAGAAGAAAAUGAUUUUUGGAGAGAAAAAUUCGAACAACGUACACCAAUUUCACGUGCACAAAUCGUUAAUAAUCGAAUACAACAUGCAGCUAAUACAAAUACAAUGCCAUUUUUUCGUUCAAAACAAACACAACCAUCUCCAAAUUCUAUUUUGAAUCAUAAUGAUAAUCGUUCACAAUCUUAUACCAAUAAGCGUACUUCAUUAUAUGAAGCUACUAAUCGACAGAAUGGUAAUUUAUUAGAAGAUUGCCUUCGACGACGAACACAAAUUGUUCAACAACAACCACCACAACAACAACAACAACUACCACCACCAAUAACAGAACGUAAUUAUUCACCAAAUACGAUUUAUUCUACAAAUUAUCCUAAACAUCAAUUACCUCCAACUGGCAAACCACCACUUCCUACAACAACUACUGCUACUCAUCAACCCGUACGUAUUCUUCCGUUAUCGAAUGGUCGCUUAGGUCGUGCUCCACAAGCUCGACAAACAUCUGAUGAUCUUUCUUCUACAUCCGACGUAUGGGCAGCACGUUCAUCGAUAGAAGAUGAAACUCGUCCAACUAAAAAAUCAUCACUUCAUGCACGUUUUCCAUCAGCUAUUAAUCGUCCUCGAACCAAUGAACCAAAAAAUCUUAAUAAUAAACGUGCAUUAAGUGUUGGACAACAAAAACCAAAUCGAACACAAAAUAAAAAUUUAUUAACAACGUCAGCAACAACAACAAAAAGCAAAUUUUUUGAUUUAUUUAAAUUUAAUCGUUAG